GUCACGUGACCCACGCCUCUUUGGAAUGGAUGGAGAUGGAUCUCCACGUCAGCUUACGUCUCAGAAUUUCUGCUCUGUGGAUCAGCUUCAAAGUGGUAGGAGCAGCAGCCUUGUAGAACCAUGCUAAGGAGUGCUAUAGAGACGAACCCCACAUAGAGCAAUUAUGGAUUUUGACGAGCGGGUCCCAGUUGGGUCGAAUAUGUAUUUGCCCAGUUGCACGUACUAUGUUUCGGGAGCGGACUUUUCAAGCCUGCCUCCUUUCUUACCCCAGACCCCGUCUUCUCGCCCCGUGUCUUACUCGUACUCCUCGAACCUGCCGCAGGUUCAGCCCGUGAGAGAGGUAACUUUCAGGGACUAUGCCGCGAUUGACGCGUCCAGUAAAUGGCACCACAGGGGGAACCUCACCCACUGUUACCCCGCAGAGGAGAUUGUGCACAGGGAUUGUUUGCCCGCCCCGACCACCAUGGGGGAAAUGUUCGGGAAAAACAGCUCCGCCGUCUACCAUUCAAGCAGCUCCGGUUCCGCGUCCAACUUCUACGGAAACGUGGGCAGAAACGGAGUGCUGCCGCAGGCGUUCGACCAGUUUUUCGAGACCGCGUACGGCAGCACGGAGAAUCCAGCCCACGACUGCCCAGGCGGGGAGAAAAGCUCCAGCAAAGCGCACGCCGCACCGGCCAGCGAGCUGUGUCGGGACACCGAGGGGCAAGAAGGACGGGAGGAGAGCAGCAGCCCCGAGUCCUCUUCCGGCAACAAUGAGGAGAAAUCUCAGAGCGGCAGUGGACAGAGAACUCGCAAAAAGAGGUGUCCUUACACAAAAUACCAGAUCAGGGAAUUGGAGAGAGAGUUUUUUUUCAGCGUGUACAUCAACAAAGAGAAGCGUCUUCAGCUCUCGAGGAUGCUCAACCUAACCGACCGCCAAGUGAAAAUAUGGUUUCAGAACAGAAGGAUGAAAGAAAAGAAACUGAACAGGGAUCGUCUACAGUACUACACCACGAAUCCUUUGCUAUAGGAUUGUGUUGCUCUAGACUUAUUUUCACCUCUUAUUGUUGCAACAGCAACGCCGAAGCUGGACUUUCUUCUGCAUUCUGCUAAAAAGUGUAUAAUAAGGAAAACAACCUGACUUCAGUUGUAUAUUAUGUAUGAGAAAACACGGGACCCUGAACUUCAUUUCUGUUCCAUGUUCUGUACACUGUUGUAUUUUUGUCGGACCUCACGACGCCACGCACCAUUUUCAG
Molecule: messenger RNA, 1235 nt
Organism: Scleropages formosus (Asian bonytongue)
Lineage: Eukaryota; Metazoa; Chordata; Actinopteri; Osteoglossiformes; Osteoglossidae
Gene: hoxa11a
Product: homeobox A11a
Exons: 2
Coding region: 164-1009 (281 amino acids)
Biological process (GO): anatomical structure development; regulation of transcription by RNA polymerase II
Cellular component (GO): nucleus
Molecular function (GO): DNA-binding transcription factor activity, RNA polymerase II-specific; RNA polymerase II cis-regulatory region sequence-specific DNA binding
Source: RefSeq, a predicted model, not a curated record